CAGGUGGCGCGUGACCCUGGGACCGCUCCGCAGCGCGCGAGGAUGGCAGAUGGUGAGCAAGCAUUUGAAACCAUGUCCCUGGGGACACUGAGCUUGGAGAAAGUGACAGUUGGUAAUACAGAUUAGAAGUGACCAAAGUAUCAGACCUUGUUUUCUUUUCCUGGGCCAAGGGACUGAUCUUUGAACAGGAAGCUUCAAACUUAAAAAAGAAGCCUUCAGAAUGGCUUUGAAGAAGACAAGCUAGACACUGUUUCAGAGCACCGCCUUCAGCAUGCAUCUUGCCUGUCCAGGGGCAUCCCUGGUGAGGAGCUCUUUGAAGGGUUCAUUCCGCAGAGGGCCAGAGAGCUGAUGCUCAUGGAACCAGAUUGGUGGAUUUGACUUCCUGGAACAAUCGUCUUGCUUUAUUUUAUUCUUUCUGAGAGGCUGGAGGUACUGAUGGGACCGAAGGGCCUGCUGGGAAGGGAAGCAGCACUUUCAUGCUGAAUGAAAACUAGACAAGUGACUGCUGGCGUCUAAAGACACCUAGAUGCCCCACAUCCAGAUUCAGCAGACUGGGGACCCGGAGGAAUUGCCACUGCUGGGGAGAACAAAGCCAGACUGGAAAAGAAAACCCAAAUGAAGAGAAUGAGGGCCGGUGGAGAGUAAAUGGCGGCCUCCACCUCCACAGAGAGCCAGCUGGCCUCCUGGUGGAACUAUUUUUUCCUCUAUGAUGGUUCCCAGGUGAAGGGAGAAGGAGAUCCAACCCGAGCGGGCAUCUGUUACUUUUAUCCCCCGCAGACCCUGCUGGACCAACAGGAGCUGCUGUGUGGACAGAUCGCCGGGCUUGUCCACUGCGUUUCUGACCUUUCCGGCUCUCCUCCCGCCCUUGUCCGCCUGCGGAAACUGAAGUUCGCUGUAAAGGUUGACGGUGAUUACCUCUGGGUGCUGGGCUGUGCCGUGGAGCUCCCCGAUGUCAGCUGCAAGCAGCUUCUGCACCAGCUCAUUGGCUUCUUUCAUUUUUACCAUGGGCCCGUGUCUCUGGCCUAUAAGAGCUGCCCACGGGAAGACCUGCGUGCUGAGUGGGACACGCUCAUCGAGCACAUCCUGGGGAACACGGGUGACCUGCACAAGAUCUUCAACUGCCUCUGGCACCUGGACCGAACCAAAGUGGAGCCCCUGCUCCUGCUCAAGGCGGCCCUCAUCUUGCAGACCUGCCAGCGCUCGCCCCACGUGCUCGCCGGCUGCAUCCUCCACGCGGGACUGAUCGUCAGCACCCAGCUCCCACCCUCCGUCACGGCCAAGGUCCUGCUUCAUCGCGUGGCACGUCGGGACCAGAGGAAACCCGCAGGAGGGGAUGCCCUGCAGGAGUGUGGAGCGGCGCUCCCUCCCAACGUCCAGAUCACACCUGUUUUCCUGACUGAAGAGGAAGCCGCCAGUCUCCGCGAGUUCCCCCGGGAACCCCCGGCCAGCACUCCAGCGUCUUCAGCCAGACUCCAGGAGCCCUCAGCUGCCCCGAAAGAAAACGCCCCCAGACACGUGGGAUCCAAGGCUCAGACCUCGACAACCACACCUGAACCUCUGUCUCCUGACGCCGCCUGGGCAGAUGGCAGCAGGGAGAACGGACACUGGUCUGACCCUGACCUGGCGAGCACGCUGCCCACAACGCUGCACCGCACUGCCGCGGGCAAGGGUUUGGGUUUGUUCGGGGGGAACGGGGACCUGGACUUGUCUGAAAUCCACAUCCCAGAAACUCAGAAAACAGAAGCAUCCCUGAGCCACCCUGCUGCAGACGGCAGGGGUCCUGGUUGCGAGGAAUCUGUCCACGACCCCGGCAGUCCCGGAGCCAAGCCGCCCGGGUCCCUGCCCCUGGGCUGCCUCCCCGCCUCUGCUCCUGAGGCGGUCCCCCAGAAUGGAGCCCUCACGCAGCCCGCAGACCUUCCUGGCGACCUGGAAGACCCCGGCAGGACGAGCGGGCCUGGGCGGGCACCUUGCUUGGUUUUGAGGCAGAGGCAUACCAAGCUGCCCCUGGAGGAACACGGCGAGGAGCAACGCGGCAGUGGGGCUCCCGAGGGCCGCUUGACCCUCGGCCCGGACUCAGCAGACCCCUCAGACGAAGGCCCCUCUGCAGACAGAAGUGCAUCCAGGGUGAGCCUGGCCUCCCAUGAGGGGCUCGUGCGGAUGAACCUCUACACGCACAGCAUUAAGGGCCUGGUGCUGUCGCUGCUGGCCGAGGAGCCGCUGCUGGGGGACCGCGCGGCCGUGGAGGAGGUGUACCACGGCAGCCUGGCGUCCCUCAAUGGGCUGGAGGUGCACCUGAGCGAGACUCUACCCCGGGAGCAGGCGGCCCCCGCGGCCAGAACCUACAACUUCGCACACUACGACCGCGUCCAGAACGUGCUGGCGGCCAACCUGCCGCAGGUGAACACAGUGCAGGACCGCCGCUUCCUCCAGGCCGUCAGCCUGAUGCAUUCCGACUUUGCCCGGCUGCCCACGCUGUACGAGGUGACCGUCAGAAUAUAUGUGCCUCCUCUGGCUUUAAGUCAGAGCUGCCCAUGCUGGCAACCCAGACCCACCCCCGACCUGUGGACCUGCAGUGUCUCACCUUCCUCGGAGCUGAGACUUUUCAUGGAACGCCUCUACGGCUGUAUACGCCUGCUGCAACCCCAUUCACGAAACCUACUUCCAGCAGCUGGCCACGGCGGCACGGAGCUCUGGCUUCCCAAACCCGCAGGACGGCGCCUUCAGCCUCCCGGGCAAAGCCAAGCAGAAGCUGCUGAAGCAUGGGGUGAACCUGCUCUGAACCGUAGGUCGCUCCUGACCCCUGUGGAUGACUCUCAAAUCAAACCCCAGCAAAGGAAGCGCUGCCUUGUUAAGUGGAAAAGCCCCUCUGUUUUACUUUCCCUGGAAUAGUCCUCUUUUUCAGGACUGCAGUAUUUGAGUGUUUGUUACUCCUUCUGCGGAUCAGGGCUGGAGGGGGUCGAUCCUCGGGUCAGCAGACCUAGAGCUCGUGGUAAAGAACUUGAUGGUGUGGGUGGCGGGGGGGUCAGGGUGGGGCCAUGGCUCCUUCCAGCCCAGGGGCCCGGGGUCAGUGAUCCCCCCUCAUCACAUGGAGCCCGGGGUGUCUGACAGUCCCUGGGUCUACUCCACCCCGGCCUUGACUAGUACAGAGACUGAGGCUGGUGUUUCUUCUAGAACCCCGCUGUCCCUGGUCUAGAGUGCAUGUCCCACACUGUCUGCAGGGGGUGGGUCCGAGGUGACUGCAGAGCCAGGAGAUGGAUCUAUCUGCAAGCAGACCGCGUGCCCACUUCUCAGGCUGUCUUCACCACGGUCCUCCUAGGGGGUCAGUGCACAAGAAGCGGUUGGGGAUGCUGAGACUGCCUUGUCUGGAUCUUCUGGAUCACCCGCUGUGGGAAGGGGGCGAUCUGGAUGACCUGGAAGGGAGCCUGGGGUGCCGGGACCCGGAGGUGGGUGAUGACCAGCCAGGCCGGCCCCUUGGCUGGAAGUGGGAGGUGCUGCUGGUUGCCCUGAGUGAGAGUCCCAAACAGGAGUUUCUAAAAGGUCUUGGAGAAGAAGCAGAGCUGCUUUUUGGGGAGUGGGGUUGCUGCAUGAGAAGGGACAGCAUUCUGCUCUGGCUGUUGCCAGGGUAGGACUGAGAACAUCGGUUCGGUGACGUUACAGUCCGACGUUCUAUGAUGGUACGAUGAGAGUCACAGAAUGAAAAUACUGACCAAAAUCCUAACCAAAUCUUUACCGGAAGUACCUGAGACUCCAUGUGAAAACUGCAGUGUAACUGCACGCCAGUGAGCCAAUAUCUCCUGUUUAUGACAUGGUGUCUUUUUCUUGAAACAAGUUGCUAAGGGCUGAAAAUAAAGUAACCAGAAAUGCUACUGA
Cervus elaphus (red deer) is the source of this 3870-nucleotide messenger RNA. It is a transcript of the gene HPS4, whose product is annotated as HPS4 biogenesis of lysosomal organelles complex 3 subunit 2. Lineage: Eukaryota; Metazoa; Chordata; Mammalia; Artiodactyla; Cervidae. The coding region runs from base 646 to 2889 and encodes 747 amino acids. Gene Ontology annotation, biological process: vesicle-mediated transport. The record is from RefSeq and is a predicted model, not a curated record. The transcript is spliced from 16 exons.